Messenger RNA from Megalops cyprinoides (Indo-Pacific tarpon), 2364 nucleotides. RefSeq names its product heat shock protein 12A (gene hspa12a). NCBI's taxonomy places the organism in Eukaryota, Metazoa, Chordata, Actinopteri, Elopiformes, Megalopidae. The transcript has 12 exons. The record is from RefSeq and is a predicted model, not a curated record. The coding region runs from base 309 to 2321 and encodes 670 amino acids.
UUUUGGGGGGGUCAGACCAGCUACGUUCAACAAGAGGCUUUUAGCUCCAUGGGUCAAUUCCGCAUAGCAUCAUUUAAAUGUGUAAUUUAGCGCGCCAUCCGUAGGAAGUCUUUCCGAGCCAGAGUAGAGAGGAAAGGGGAGAAAGGAAGAGGAGGAGGAGGAAAAAAUCCUGUUAAGUGCAGAAGUAAGCUUUUUAAAAACACCCAACCAUACAGACCGCAAAGUGAAUAGGGGCGUUUUUUCAGAGCCUAGCUACAUGGUUUAACUGUUUCGGGAAGAUCCAAGGACAGAUAGUACAACUGGAUACGAUGACUGAGAAAGAAUCAACGACAGACAACGUAACUGCAGAUGCCAUCUGUACAGCAUCCCCCGCAAAAAGCAUGGGGGAUCCCGGCAUCACACCUCUCUCUCCCUCGCAUUCGAUGAAGGACUCGGACCAGAAUGUGCCGGCAGGGCCCACCUUCCAGGUGGUGGUGGCCAUCGACUUUGGCACCACGUCCAGCGGCUACGCCUACAGCUUCACCAAGGAACCGGAGUGCAUCCACACCAUGAGGCGCUGGGAGGGAGGGGACCCGGGAGUGUCCAACCAGAAAACGCCGACCACUAUUCUGCUGACCCCCGAUAGGAAGUUCCACAGUUUCGGGUACGCAGCCCGUGACUUCUACCAUGACCUGGACCCCAGCGAAUCCAAGCACUGGCUAUACCUGGAGAAGUUCAAGAUGAAGCUCCACACCACACCGAAUCUCUCCAUUGAUACGGAUCUUCAGGCAGCCAAUGGGAAGAAAGUAAAAGCCUUGGACAUAUUUGCCUACGCUCUGGCAUUCUUCAAGGACCAGGCGCUGAAGGAGUUGACUGACCAGUCAGGCUCGGAGUUUGACAACGCCGACGUGAGAUGGGUGAUCACCGUGCCGGCCAUCUGGAAGCAGCCGGCCAAGCAGUUCAUGAGAGAGGCAGCGUACAAGUCUGGCCUGGUUCCCCGCGACAACCCCGACCAGCUGAUCAUCGCCCUAGAGCCUGAGGCUGCUUCCAUCUACUGCCGCAAGCUCCGCCUGCAUCAGAUGAUCGACCUGGGCGCCAAGACCGCGGUGAACGGCUACAGCCCCGCGGAGAGCGUGGGAGCAGGGAUGACACAGGCCAAGGAACAUGUCCGGCGCAAUCGGCAGAGCCGCACCUUUUUGGUGGAAAAUGUCAUAGGAGAGCUUUGGUCGGAGCUGGAAGAAGGUGACCGGUACGUGGUGGUGGACUGCGGGGGAGGCACGGUCGACCUCACGGUUCACCAGAUCCGGCUUCCAGAGGGACACCUGAAAGAGCUCUACAAAGCCUCAGGCGGUCCCUACGGCUCCAUCGGCAUCGACUUCGAGUUUGAGAAGCUCCUCUGCAAGAUCUUCGGGCCGGACUUCAUCGACCAAUUCAAGAUCAAGCGGCCGGCGGCCUGGGUGGACCUGAUGAUCGCUUUCGAGUCCCGGAAGAGGGCGGCCGCACCGGACAGGACCAACCCCCUCAACAUCAACCUGCCCUUCUCCUUCAUUGACUACUACAAGAAGUUCCGCGGCCACAGCGUGGAGCACGCACUGCGCAAAAGCAACGUGGACUUUGUGAAGUGGUCUUCCCAGGGCAUGCUGCGGAUGAACCCGGACGCCAUGAACGCCCUCUUCAAGCCCACCAUAGACCACAUCAUCCAGCACCUCAGUGAGCUGUUUGAGAAGCCGGAAGUGUCCGACAUCAAGUUCCUGUUCCUGGUGGGCGGCUUCGCCGAGUCGCCCCUGCUACAGCAGGCGGUGCAGAGCAUGCUGCAGGGCCGCUGCCGCAUCAUCAUCCCGCACGACGUGGGCCUGACCAUCCUCAAGGGGGCGGUGCUCUUCGGCCUGGACCCCGGCGUCAUCAAGGUGCGCCGCUCGCCGCUCACCUACGGCGUGGGCGUGCUCAACCGCUACGUGGAGGGCAAGCACCCGCCCGACAAGAUGCUGGUGAAGGACGGCACGCGCUGGUGCACCGACGUCUUCGACACCUUCAUCGCCGCCGACCAGUCGGUGGCGCUGGGCGAGACGGUGAAGCGCAGCUACACGCCGGCCAAGCCCUCGCAGCAGGUGAUCGUCAUCCACAUCUACUGCGCGGAGAAGGAGCAGGUGGGCUUCAUCAGCGACGCCGGGGUGCGCAAGUGCGGCACGCUGCGGCUGGACGUGAGCGGCACCGAGAGCCCCGCCGCGCGCCGCGAGAUCCAGACGCUCAUGCAGUUCGGGGACACGGAGAUCCGCGCCGUGGCCGUCGACGUGGCCACCUCCCGCAGCGUCAAGGCCAGCAUCGACUUCCUCAGCCAGUAGAUCCUGUCCCUGCCUCCCUCCGUCCGCCCCCCUCUGCCCCUCA